Messenger RNA from Entamoeba invadens IP1, 1008 nucleotides. RefSeq lists its product as hypothetical. Gene Ontology annotation, molecular function: serine-type endopeptidase activity. Lineage: Eukaryota; Evosea; Mastigamoebida; Endamoebidae. Gene Ontology annotation, cellular component: membrane. The transcript has a single exon. Gene Ontology annotation, biological process: proteolysis. Bases 1 to 1008 code for a protein of 335 amino acids. The record is from RefSeq and is a predicted model, not a curated record.
AUGCACUCUCCGCCUCCAGUGAACAAAUCGAAUAUCCACACCUUUGAUUGGAACGACGAGCGAGAAGACCGCCCACAAGCUACUCGAGUAGUGUAUCGUGACAUGGACUCUGAUGGUGAACCUGUCCAAACUGGUGCAUCUGGUAAAGCACAAGUCUAUGGAGUUGAUGGAAAUCUUCAAGACGUUGAAGUUACGAUACCAGUAAAUUACUUGAAGUUGUAUGGAUACUCGUGUUGUCCGUGUUUCAUCCCACCACCGUGUUCACCAGCCAAUUCGCAUCGAUACUGUUUAUUCAUAUUCUCUGCGUGCUUCAUACUUUCAUUCAUUCAAUUUGUGAUGCUCAUAGUAGAAAUCUCGUUACAAGGCUUUGAGAAGCCAAGCAUCAAUUGGAUGCUUGGACCGACCUCCGACGCAAUGGACAUCCUCGGCGCAAAAGAUGCGAAGAAAAUGAAGGAGCAAUAUGAACUCUGGAGACUUAUAACUCCAAUCUUUCUCCACGCUGGGAUCAUCCAUUUGGUAUGUAACCUUUCGAUGCAACUCCGCCUUGGAAUGAUAAUAGAAAGACGGAUGAAUACCCUCCGCUUCUUAAUCGUGUACUUUGUCGGCGGGAUAAUCGGCAACUGUUUCUCUGUGAUGAUCUUCCCAACUACACAAGGCGUUGGGGCAUCUGGCGCAUUACUUGCUGUGUUCGGUGGCUUUCUCAUCGACAUCAUUUUGAACAAAAACAAGUUCCCAUCAAGACAAUGGAUCAGCUUAAUAGGACAAUUACUCAUAUCAACGAUCAUCAUCUUUGUAUUAAGUUUUAUGCCAGGUAUCGACUACGCCGCACACAUCUUCGGGUUUAUUGGAGGAGCUGUCGCCGCUUUGGGAUUGUUGUGCCACCAAAAUGAAUGGAUCAAUAAAAGGAUGUGGCUCAAAAUUGUUAUUUGGAUAUCAUGCAUCGGGUUCUGCUUCCUGGUGUUGUUGUUAACAUUACUAUUACUAUACCUUGAUGUACUCCACGUUUAA